UUCGCCUGUCUGGCUCCGGAUCUCGCAGGAAGAAGGUGAGGCAGCGCUCCACUUGACAAAGGGCGUGAUAUACCUUCGUGGCUCAACCGUAGAUCCAUUCUAGUUCCCUUCGACAGCAUUGUA
Molecule: messenger RNA, 123 nt
Organism: Penaeus monodon (black tiger shrimp)
Lineage: Eukaryota; Metazoa; Arthropoda; Malacostraca; Decapoda; Penaeidae
Product: periodic tryptophan protein 1 homolog
Biological process (GO): rRNA processing
Cellular component (GO): nucleus
Molecular function (GO): protein binding
Source: RefSeq, a predicted model, not a curated record